GAAGUUCUAUGGUGACAUCUCAUUCGUAGUGGUUGAAAACUGUGAAGCAUGUUGAAUUGAAAGAAAAUAUAAAGAAUUUAAAGGUUUUAAACUUAUAGAACGCUUAAUUCUUGAUAUUGAAGGAAUGUCAGUUGAAGAAUUAAUUUUAAUGAAGUGAAUUCAUAUCAUGGUUUUGGCCUGAACUUGUGCAUUGGAAUCUUACCAUGCUUUCAUUCAACAACAUGGUAUGUAAUGACUGUCCAUAUUGACAUUAUAGCGUGCUAAAAUUCGUUAGUUUUUCCGGAUAACGUUAGUUUUGAGUGUUUUGAAAAGUUAUCAUGUCCAUUGAAGCAGCACAAACCUCAAUGCAAGUUUUAUCACUUGGUGACAAGCCAGGGAAUAGUGAUAUGGCAGGAGCAUCAUAUGCAAAUGCUGUGUUGAAUUUCAAACAACCAACAAAUUCAAAGGAGGUUAAUGAGGAAGUAGUGCCUGAAAAGCCUGCAGCAUCCAGUGAGAAGAAGUCUGAAGCACCACCUUCAGUUGACAUUGACGAUAUAUCAUUCACACCUGUAGUCAGCCAUAGCAGGAGAGAAAGAAAAAAUGAUAAAUCCAGAAAGGAUAAACAAAAGCAAUACACUAGUUCUGAUAGAAAUGAAAGGAAUCCAGAUAAACAUUUUGAUAAACAUGCCAACAAACAUGAACCUCAAGUGAAGGAGCUUGCACAAUCAAAAGAUGACAAUGGCUCUAACAUUAAAAAAGUGUUUGUUGAAGCUCCUUUGCCUAAAGUUAAUGUCUGGAAAAUGAAGAGUGCAAGUAAAGAAGUUAAUCCUGAAAGAUCAGCCACACCUCCCCAAGGAGUAUCUUCACAAACCAGUGUUUCUCAGCCAAUCAAAAUGGCCAAACCUAAAGACAUAAAAAAUGUUAAGGCCCCUGAAUUUACGACAAACACUGCAGAUUGGCCAACUCUAGGAGAUCAAAGUGAAACACGAAGAUCAACUACUCCUCCAAAUGGUCAAACAUCAACUGAUCUCAAGGAAAAACCCUUAAAUGAUGAUAGUGAUGAAAAGAAAAGGAACUUUAAACACAAGUGGGUUCCUUUGCAGAUUGAUCUAACUAAAUCUAGAAGGAGGGACAGAUCCUCUUCCAGAAAAGAUAGAGGAGACACCCAUUCUACAGCAAGUGAAGGAGAUAGAGAUUGGCGAACAGAGAAAAGUAAUGGUGAUAGACGUAGACCAAUUCCUCAUGCAGCUAGAGGUAGAAGUAGAAACCGCAAUAAUACGAGGAAACCGCCUUUCAACCGUAAUAAUAAGCAUACAAAUGAAUUGGAAUAUUUUGAUUAUCCAGCAAAUUUCUCUGAGAUCAUUAAGUAUAAUACAAUGCCAGUUGAGGGGCAGAAUUUUAUGGUACCAUAUAUGGGAACUUACUUCUUCAACUCUAACAGCAACGCUGAAGUUUGCACUGUUCAGGAGUGUGUAACCAAACAGAUUGAAUACUACUUCAGCGAGGAGAAUCUUGCCAGAGACUUUUUCCUAAGAAGAAAAAUGGAUGCUGAUGGAUACCUACCCAUUGCUCUAAUUGCCUCUUUCCAACGGGUUCAGGCUUUAACUAGCGAUUAUGAUGUGAUUAUGGCAGCCAUAUUGGAUUCCGACAAGUUGGAAUUGGGAUCAGAAAUGAGGGUGCGUACCAAACAUGAUCCGACAAAAUGGCCAAUAAUAGACAUGAAUGGUGAAAGAAUUGAAGAAAGACUUCUACCCCCUCCGCCACUGCCGAAGAAGUUACGUGAACAGAAUAAUGAAAAUUUAAAUCCUAACGUUGCCGAAUUUAUUCCGUUUGAGAACAGUUCCAAGAAAGCAGGCUUCGGCAACAAUAAAAAUAACAAUAAGGAAAACAAAGUUAAUAGCAAUGAUCAAUGGGACAAAGUUACUAGAGAUGAAUCGACAAAAAACGGUGACGAUCGUGAAGCUUGGAAAGAAGUGAAAAGGAAAAACAAAGAAAAUAAUACUAAAGAAAAAAAAGAUACGAAACCAAAACUCAGGCGGGAGGAGGAUUAUGGGUUCAUGUUUUAUGAGGAUCUAGAUUUUGACGAUGAUGUACCGGCCGUUAGGCAAAACACAUUCUCUGAAAGCUUGAUAGACGAAGAUGAUGAUGACGACGAGAUCAGUGACCGUGAUAUCAAUAAAAUCCUGAUUUUCAAACAGAAUCCCAUAACGAUGAAUCCAUCUAACAGAGUUCCUAAACACGAAGGAUAUGAUCGUACUGGUGAUUUUACUACCAGGGUUAAAAUGACACAGGAGUUGGUUCAGAUUAUCAAUGACGGACUUUGCUUCUACGAGGAAGACCUCUGGAGUAGACAACGGACGACGUCUGUUGGUAGCUACAAAACUGUUAAUGUGAUUUCUCAGGAGGCAUUUGAAAAAAUGGUUCCUGCAGCUCCUAAGAAAUCGCAAAGUUCAGCUCCUCCGCCUCCUCUUACAGUUGAAAAUCAACGAAAAACAGAUGCACAGCCUGGUGCUGCUGCUACUGCCAGUACUUCUGGUACAUCAGGGGCGAACAGAGGAAAAGCUACCAGCAAUCUAAAGAAUGUACCACGUUUCUUCCCAGUUAUCAAAAACGAGUCAGGUCCAGAUCCCCAUACCCCUCGCAAACGCAAAACGAGACAUUCUAGUAAUCCCCCUGUUGAACAUCACGUUGGCUGGAUAAUGGACGUCAAGGAACAUCGCAAUAGAACAACUUCAGUUGGAAGCUACGGAACGAGUCCGAGUGAGCACGCUUCAACUAGCUGCAGUUUACCGAAGUUCCAACAUCCCUCCUAUUCCCUCAUGGAGACUCAGUUUUCGCAGGUUGCCUACAAUAAAUAUCGCAAUAAGUGUUUGAAGGAACGCAAGAAAUUCGGCAUCGGUAGAUCGCAAGAAAUGAACACUUUAUUCCGUUUCUGGUCCUUCUUCCUCAGGGAGAAAUUCAAUAGGAGCAUGUAUAACGAAUUCAGGGAUCUAGCUUUGGAGGAUGCUGAGCACGGUUGGAGGUACGGAUUGGAAUGUCUGUUCAGGUUUUAUUCGUACGGUUUGGAAAAGAAGUUCAGACCUCACUUGUACCAGGACUUCCAGCAACACACAUUGAAAGAUUUCGAAAAUGGCCAGUUGUAUGGUUUGGAGAAAUUCUGGGCAUUUUUGAAAUAUUAUAAGCAUAGCGGGGAUCUGCAGGUCGAUCCGCUUCUGAGAAAUCACUUGAAAAAAUACAAGGAAGUAGCUGAUUUCAGGGUAGUCGAGCCACGUAUAAAUGAGUUGAAGAAAAGGCGAAACCGUAGUGUUUCUGAGAGUAUGCCUUCUCAAAUGUCCGAUGAAGUGUCUCCACUGCGCCCGUUCAAUUAUACAAGACGAGACGAUUUGCAACGUCCUCAACCUGGUACUAGCGCUCCAAGUAGUUCUUCAUCAUUUCAUCAUUACAGGAAUCGUACGGAAUCCAUAAGUUCUGGAAGACCUAGGUGGUCCUCAUUUCGCAGUAAUAAAUUUAAUAAUAAGGAAGAUUAAGAAAAAAAAUUGGGUUUUCUCUGAAAGGAAGUAUAAUCAUUUAACCAUGUUAAAAUGAAAAAAAAAUUUUUGACUAAUAAAAAAAUUAAAUGUAUGUAUAGUUUUUUCAAGGUAAGGUUUGGCUGUAGUUAAUCAGUUUGUAUAAAAUGUUUCUAAAAUACGCAAGCUUAGGGAGGAAAAAAAUUUGAUUGAGUGCCAUUCUUUCAAUAAUUGGCUCGUAAUAUAAUUGAUAUUUUUAUAUAAGACUAUUGUAUAAUCAAUUUCUAGCACGUGAAAUUGUUUAGACUUAAUAUAUUGAAUAAGUUUAGUCAUGUUAAUAGGGUCCCAAAUGAUCUUGGUAAUCGAUUUCUUAAGUGUUUCUUUCUUUAUAAUAUUGUCUAGAUCCUAGAUGUGGAAUUUUUGCUCAUUUGCUAUCAUAUUCAUCAUGGUGUGUAAUGCUUUCACGACUUGUUUAAUUUUAUAUUUCAAUGUGCGACUAGUGACGUAGUUUCAUAGAAUUAUUCGGUUGAAGCAACAACAAAUCUUGUGGAGUUCAUUCAUUACCAUGAUCUACUAGUACAAUAAUGUUUAAAAAAAUAUUCAAAUUUUAUUUUAAAACAAAAAAAAACUUAAAUUUAAGCUCGUGAUAGAAUGUGAAGCAGUUUGCUGUCUGUCAAAAAUGAUCUCAUUUUUUUCUUUCACUACAUCCCUUUACUAUUUUCAAAAUUGAUUCACAUGUGCCUUCUUUUCUAAUCACACACACAGUAACAUUUUACAAGAAAUGAGAUCGCGUUUCUCUAAACGAAUCAUAUAUUGCAAUUAACAUUUGUCUGAGUUCUUAUCAGCAUUUGAAUAUUUCUGUUGGCCAUCAACGAUGAAUUUUUUUUAAUUCUUACAGCAUUUAUCUUCAUAGAUUUGCUUCAUAUUUUAAUUUUAAGAUUGGUUAUUUAAUAUGUGAAGACGAUGUGUUGUUAAUUAUUUUGUUCUGUUGUUUAAUAACUUGAAGUUAAAUUUUACCAUAUUUAGAAUUAAGCAGCACCAUUCAUUUUUGUUUCAAAAGUAUGGUCAGUAAAUUGUCUUCCAGUGACACCAAAAAAAGGAAUAAAAGAAGUCUGAAACCACCA
This is a messenger RNA of Coccinella septempunctata (seven-spotted ladybird), 4609 nucleotides long. RefSeq names its product la-related protein 1B (gene larp). Gene Ontology annotation, molecular function: RNA cap binding. Lineage: Eukaryota; Metazoa; Arthropoda; Insecta; Coleoptera; Coccinellidae. Gene Ontology annotation, cellular component: cytosol; cytoplasmic stress granule. Gene Ontology annotation, biological process: positive regulation of translation; mRNA stabilization. The record is from RefSeq and is a predicted model, not a curated record. Bases 318 to 3506 code for a protein of 1062 amino acids. The transcript has 13 exons.